AUGGCACCCCCGACUCGCAGCCGUACUAACAACAUCGAGGAGGGUCAUACCGAGGGCAACGAGGCUGGGAACGGAGGAAACACCACUGCCAACCAGCAACCGGAAGCUUUGACUGCGUUGGCAGCGCAACUUGUGAGCUUACUGGCAAUGGGUACCAAUACCAAGGGAGGAACAUCCAGUGAAGGGCAGCAAGGGUGUACUUUCGGAAACUUUAAUCGGCAACGCCCUCCUAUUUUUGAUGGACAACCCGACGCAAUAGCUACCGAAAACUGGGUCUUACAAAUAGAGAAGCUGAUGGAUGUGAUGAACUGCACUGAAGAACAGAGGGUCAAGUAUGCUACCUUCUACCUCACUGAGGGAGCUGAACGGUGGUGGACCGCUCAGAAGGAACACCUGCAACAACGACUAGGCGCAAUCAUUCCCUGGAUGGACUUCAAGGAGGCGUUCUUGGAGCGAUUCUUUCCUCAAACUACUCGACAGGCCAAGGCCCAGGAAUUUACAGAUUUGAUUCAAGGAUCAAUGACGGUGGAGCAAUAUGCUGCCAAGUUCAUUGAACUUUCUCGCUUCGCGCCUUACUUGGUGUCCACAGAAGAGCUCACAGCAAGAAAGUUUGAACGAGGGUUAUAG
Molecule: messenger RNA, 627 nt
Organism: Corylus avellana
Lineage: Eukaryota; Viridiplantae; Streptophyta; Magnoliopsida; Fagales; Betulaceae
Source: RefSeq, a predicted model, not a curated record